This is a messenger RNA of Trichosporon asahii var. asahii CBS 2479, 2793 nucleotides long. RefSeq names its product nucleolar protein, Nop14p. The coding region runs from base 1 to 2793 and encodes 930 amino acids. Gene Ontology annotation, cellular component: Noc4p-Nop14p complex; nucleolus; small-subunit processome. Gene Ontology annotation, biological process: maturation of SSU-rRNA. The transcript is spliced from 2 exons. The record is from RefSeq and is a predicted model, not a curated record. NCBI's taxonomy places the organism in Eukaryota, Fungi, Basidiomycota, Tremellomycetes, Trichosporonales, Trichosporonaceae.
AUGGCUCCGUCCCAGCUGCAGCAGCUCAAGGCUGCGCUCAACUCCGCUGGACUGAACCGGAAAUCUGGUGGGAAGAAGGACACGAAGAAGAAGAAGGGCGGCAAGUCCCAGGACGUCGACCGCGCCAAGAAGGCCGCGAAGCUCGAUGAGAUCCGAGCCAAGUUCAACAAGUUCGACGAGCGCGAGACGAAGACAAAGCACGAUGUUGGUGGUCGCAACCUUAAGGGUGUCGUUGGUCGCCCCGCCGCCAGCAGGCAGGCCGGUAUCGAGCAGACCCUCUUGCAGGAGCACAACCUGAAGGACCACACGGGUACUUUCCGUGACCGUCGUUUCGGUGAAUCUGACCCGACAAUGUCUCUGGAGGACCGUAUGCUCGAGCGUUACACGCGGGAAAGGCAGCGAGGCCAGGGCAAGAAGGGCAUGUUCAACCUUGAGGACGACGACAACUUGUUCGGCGACGAUGACGACGGAUUCGCUCUCGGCGGUCUCACGCACGGUGGUCGAAGUGUUAUGGAUCUUCCUGGCGACGACUUUGUCGCUCAGGGCUUCGGAGAGGAUGACGAGGAGGAGACGAAUGGUGCCAUUGACCGUCGGCAAGUUAUGCGCAACCACUUUGGCGGCUUCGGCGACGAGGAAGAGGACGAGGAGAUGGUGAGCUACGACGCACGUGGAUCUGAACUGACCCAACAGCCUGAGCGCAAGAAGACGAAGCAAGAGGUCAUGUCCGAGAUCAUCGCGAAGAGCAAGGAGUACAAGAUGGAGCGUCAAAGGGAGAAGGAGGCGGACGCCGAGAUGCGUGAGGAGCUCGACGAGAACCUCGACGACAUCCGUGCCCUCAUCGCUGGCGGUACUGCGACUGUCAAGCCUGAAGUUCAGCUUCCUGGCACCCAACGAACUGCCCCGGCCAUGGCCGACGAGAUCAACGACGACGGCUACGACCAGUUUGUGCGAUCACUUGCGUUUGACGCUCGUGCCAAGCCGAAGGACCGCACGAAGACCGAGGAGGAGCAGGCCAUGGAGGAGAAGGAGCGACUUGAGGCGGCUGAGGCGAAGCGUCUUCGCCGUAUGCGUGGCGAGGACUCUGAGGACGAGGAUGGUCCUUCCAACAAGCGCCGCAAGGGUGACCGCGCUCCUGAAGCCGACGAUUUGGGAGAUGACUUCAUGGGUGAUGUCGACGAGGACGGCGGCAUCUCGCUGCUCGGAAAGGGUAUCACGCGAGAAGCCAUUGAGCAGGACGCUGGUUCGGACUCCGAGUCCGACUCCCAGGAGGGUGACUCUGACGAGGAGGGAAGCGAGGAUGACGAGGAUGGAGAGAUUGACGUCGACGGUGAAGUCAGCGACUCUGACGCUGGAGAGUUUGCCGGAUCGGACAUGGAGGACCUGGACAGCGAUGCUGAGGAGGACUCGGAGGAGGAGAGCGAGGACGAGCUUCCCCGCAAGCGCAAGGACAAGGGUAAGGGCAAGGCUAAGGCGCCCGCUGUGAAGGAGAUUCCUUACACUUUCCCGUGUCCUGCGACCGUUGAGGAGUUCGAGGAGUGCCUCGAGGGACUCGACAACAGCGCGCUCCCCAUCGUUGUUACCCGUAUCCGUGCCAUUCACCACCCGUCACUCGCGCAGGGAAACAAGGAGAAGCUGCAGGACUUCCUCGGUGUACUCCUCGACUACAUCCUGAUUCUCGCUUCUGAGGACGAGCCGCCAUUCGACUCCAUCUCUUCGCUUAACCCCCACCUCGCUGCUCUCGUCAAGCUGAACCCAAUUGCCGCUGCGCACCAGUUCCUUGCCAAGCUCACGCUGAUGCAGAAGAACCUGCAGCGCGGACUCACGAAGGGACCGUCGUCUCCGGACUCGAAGACGCUUCCGGGCGCUGCAGAGCUCAUCAUCCUCCGCCUCAUUGGCACGCUUUGGUCUACGAGUGACUUCUCGCACCCUGUCGCGCAGGCUGCCGAGCUCCUCAUCGGGCAAUACCUCAGCCAGUCCCGCAUCCGCUCCACGCGGGAUGUCGCUUCCGGUCUCUUCCUCUCCUCUGUCAUCUCCCAGUACGAGGCGCAGUCGAAGCGCAUGGUGCCGGAAGCCAUCAACUUCAUCGCCAACUCGCUCCUUGCCCUGCUUCCGCGCAAGAAGGCGGCCGGCAAGUGCACUGCUUUCCCGGAUCUCCUCGCGUGUGACAUUACAAUGAAGACGGGAGCUGAACCGAGCAAGCCGGCCAAGCUUGCUGCUGCCCUCACCGAGGACAACGAGCAGGUGAAGAGUGAUCUCGUUGCUGUCGCUCUCGGUCUCAUCUCCACUCUGGCGACGAUGUCGUCCGAGAACCCCGGCUACAUCGAGCUGUUCACGCCGCUGCAGAAGCUUAUGACUGAUAUCCGUGUGGCCAAGCUCGCGCCCGCUCUCAAGGCGCAGAUCGAGACGGCGACGACGCAGCUGGGCAAGCAGCUCAUGUUCGCCAAGCAGGCCCGUGCUCCUCUCAUGCUGCAGGACCACAAGCCUGUACCGAUCGCGACCUACGCGCCCAAGUUCGAGGCCGACUUUGCUCCUGGCAAGCACUACGACCCCGACGUCGAGCGCAACGCUGUCGCCAAGCUCAAGGCGCAGUACAAGAAGGAGAAGAAGGGCGCGAUGCGCGAGCUGCGCAAGGACAACCGCUUCCUCGCGGCCGAGAAGGCGCGCGAGCAGGCCGCCAAGGACGCCGAGUACAACGCCAAGAUGCGCAAGGCCGUCGGCGGGCUCAACGACGAGCGUGCAGAGGAGAAGCAGAUGGAGAAGGAGAAGAAGCGCGAGAAGCGCCGCCGUGGCUAG